GGUACAGCUGAUUGGCGGUUUUGUUGUUGGAAAAGUGAGUACGAAUAUUAUUUAAACAAAUUUCCUGAUUUCCCAGAAGUUUUUUCCAUCCUAGAAACUUUUUUCGGAAGUGUCAUGAAAGUGUGAAGAUUUUUCGUUCAGAAAUACCGGUGAAUUUUGUUUCGGGAGUGUCCUAUAUUUACGCAACACGUGUGCCGCUAAAUUUCCUAACGAUUUUUAGACCAACCCGUUUAUAUUAUUUCCCGAGACGAUAACAACUUUAUUUAUUGAAAAAAUUCAGCAAGGUGGAAAUUACAAGUCGUAAAUUUGUGAUUCAAUGCGUGUGUAAAAUCAUUGCAAAAAUAAGGUUAUAAUUGAGUUAAACCGUUCGAAAAGUGUUUUGAUUAGUUUGUUGACAUUUUCGGAUAUCGUGGGUGGAACGAUACCCGGAUAUUUCAAGAGAAAAAUAUCCAUUUGUAUUUCUAUUCUGGGUGACUCACGAAGUUAAUUAUAUGAUUGUGUGAGUGAGUGCGUGAUUAUCGGUGAGGAUCAGGGGAGAAGCGACGGCCGGGCUGCAAAUUCGGUGCGACAUCAGAUAAUCGUGGAGCGAAUUUCGAUUGUUGCAGUUAUGCGAAUCAUGAAGCACUAAUCGACCUUUCGCUACACGAUUCUUUACUCAGAAGAGAAAACGGUCCAACCUACUCUGCAAUUUGAAUUCAAUCGACCCGCAUUCAGCAAGCCAUUUCUUCGUCGAAUAAAUGUACAGUGCUUGACCGACACCGAUGAUGAGGAGGUGUGAUGGGUUGUCGCUGAAAUAUCAUGCGGUAAUUAUGCUGCCAAACUGAUGAUACGAGAACCGAGUAAACCGAGAUUGAUGUGAUUUUUGGGUAGCACGAAUGCUUUCCGAUGGUUUACCUAUCAGUGAUCGAGCCGCAACGAUGCAAACGCCUGGACGACUCCUGUGAUAAAUAAUCUUGAGCCAUUGCAAUGGACAUCCUCACCUACAACCACCAGGAAAUGGUCCACGUAAAACCGAGUAUCGAAGAUGAGGCUGACCUGGAAUCCCAAACUGACGAGGAUCAAGAGGAACUUGCUUCCUUAGACGAAGGUUCCCUCUGCACAAUCAGCGAGGUUGAUGCCGCUGGCGACAAGAAUUCCGCUCUUCCCUUUCGAAAAAGCCUCUUUUCAAACGUAGCACCUUACAUAGCCUUCCAAUCCUACGAGUGCAAUGGUUCAAGUAUGCCUCAAGAUAUCACGAAGCACUUAAAAUGGAGACUGAGCACCAUAACUCCCCAAUUAGUUCGCAGAACUCUAACUAACUCGGGCUACCGUCUGAUGAAAAAAACCCAGGACUGGUGUGGAACUUGGGGCAAGCACAUGAGAUCCAACUGCUUCAAAACGCUUAAAGAAUAUCAAAAGAUCAACCACUUCCCUGGAACCUUCCAAGUCGGUCGAAAGGAUCGUCUUUGGAGGAACCUCAGCAGAAUGAUGUUAAAACACAGUAAGAGAGAAUUUGGCUUCAUUCCCAGAACCUAUGUUCUUCCACAAGAUCUCCGAUGCUUCCGACAAGUUUGGGACAAGCAGGGCAGCAAAGAAAAGUGGAUCAUCAAGCCUCCAGCUUCUGCCAGAGGAACCGGAAUACGUGUCGUUCACAGAUGGGCCCAAAUUCCCAAAAAACGGCCAGUCAUCGUCCAGCAGUACUUGUCUAAACCGAUGCUCAUCGAUGGAGCCAAGUUUGAUCUCAGACUCUACGUUCUCGUCACUAGCUUCAAUCCCCUUCGCAUCUACCUCUAUCCUGAUGGCCUGGUUCGGUUUGCAUCAGUCAAGUACAUCGACGACAUCAACUGCCUCAGCGAUCGCUUCAUGCAUCUCACCAACUAUAGCAUCAACAAAUCUAGUGCCAGUUACACCGACAAUGACAGUCCUGAUUCCUGCUCCGGCCACAAGUGGACUAUCAAGACCCUCUGGUCCUACCUGGAAAAGAAGGAAGUCAAUGUUCAGAAACUGUGGUCGACUAUGAAGGACAUCGUUGUCAAGACAAUGAUCGCUGGCGAGUCUUCUAUCAACUGCCUUAGCAAAGCAAACGUCAGUUCUAGGUACUGUUGCUACGAACUCUUCGGAGUGGAUAUCCUCCUUGAUGAUAACCUCAAACCCUGGUUGUUGGAAGUGAACAUAUCACCUUCUCUGCAGUCAGCUUCGCCUUUAGAUGUUGCUGUCAAGGGUCCACUGAUCAGAAAUGUCUUUAAUAUGGCCGGGUAUCAACUGCCAGUUAGCCUUUCGCAACGUGAGAUGGAGACCCUGGGCAAGCAGUAUCAGCUUGAUCCUGUUUGCCAGGACUAUAGGCUCCAUCGAACGUCCUUGAGUUUGCAGGAAAGACAGAAACAGUAUCACUAUCUAAGUACGAGAGAUAGGGAAGAUUACUUGGACGACAUUAUCGAGGACUUGACACCUGACGAUGUCAGAACGCUUAUUGCUUAUGAAGAUGAAUUGACUCAGUUGGACAGGUUUGAGAAGAUAUUCCCCACUGCCACUAGUAAUGAGUAUUUUCAGUAUUUCGAAGCUCCAAGGUACUAUAAUAUGCUGAUUGAUGCUUGGGAUGAAAAAUACGCUGAUAAUCGAGAAGAGGGUAUCACUCGAUUACAGAAACUCUGCAAGACGAAGUACCAUUUGGAGCAGAAUGUUUAGCUGAAUCACUGCCCUGAUGAUCAGUCAAUUACUGAUAGUUAGCUAGGAUUUGAACAAAUUUUCACUAUUUUUAAAUCGUUCAUUUUUUACGGACUUUGUCAGUGAGAUGUUCGAUUUUUUUCUGAAUUUGAGGCUGAGAGAUAAUGCUGUAGUAAUUGGUGUUCGAAUAGUUUAAAUGAAAACUUAGGCUAACGGAUUAUAGAUGACUUGAUAAUCAAAUUUUACUUCCCAUCAUCAUCUGUGUAGUUAAAUUUUUUUAAGGCGGAGUAUUCUUAAAAUGAGGAUUUUAAUCUUGUAUAUUUCGAUUCUAGUUCAAUUUCGGAGUUAUUUAAGUUUGUAAUUAAUAAAAAUCUAGAAGGCUUCCAAAUGUGGAUGCAUCUUCUUGGUCUCGAUCGAAUUAUUUCCCUUGAGAUUUAUAUUUUUAUAUGGCUUUAUUUUUUAAAUUACUUUACUAUUAAAAAAGAGAAUACUCGUACACAAUUUACUGAUGUAUUUAUUUAUAAUAAUCAAAUGCGGCCUUUUUGAGAAAACUUUUUUAUUUAAAUAUUAUUUUAAAUGCCAUCAAUAGUAUAGCUUUAGUAGUAUAGCUAUGCAACUAAAGCGUCACUUACCGACCGAGCGAGGUUCAGUUUCAUGCUAUGUUAUCGACAUCAGAUAAUUACCAUCAGUCGGUAAGUGCUUUGCUAUACUACUGUCAUAUAUUGAUGAUUUAUUUUAUUUAUUAUUGUCUUCUAUCCUCACUUGAACAAAUAGAACAGUAGUUGUUACAACAAUAUAUUUUCUACCUCGGUAUUUAGUUCCAAAUAUUCGAAAAUCUAGCGAAAUUUAUUCGAAUUCCGAUUUAACAAAAUGUUUAAAAAUUUCAGAAUUGUAGUAAAGUGACGUUGUAAAAAUAAUGUCAUCGUAAAAAGAAUGUCGCUUCUUCCAAGCGUUUUUUUUAGGAACGAACAAACUCACUUCAUUCUUGUGCCUUCAUCACCAUAAUCUUAAGCGUUGGAGAUAUUUCCGUGUAUUGAAUCCGGUUUUAAUAAAUCAUUUUUCAUGAAUAUUUGACA
Molecule: messenger RNA, 3719 nt
Organism: Belonocnema kinseyi
Lineage: Eukaryota; Metazoa; Arthropoda; Insecta; Hymenoptera; Cynipidae
Product: tubulin polyglutamylase TTLL4-like
Exons: 8
Coding region: 967-2664 (565 amino acids)
Biological process (GO): microtubule cytoskeleton organization; protein polyglutamylation
Cellular component (GO): cilium
Molecular function (GO): tubulin binding; tubulin-glutamic acid ligase activity
Source: RefSeq, a predicted model, not a curated record